This is a messenger RNA of Diospyros lotus (date-plum), 609 nucleotides long. RefSeq lists its product as uncharacterized. The record is from RefSeq and is a predicted model, not a curated record. The coding region runs from base 1 to 609 and encodes 202 amino acids. The transcript has a single exon. Lineage: Eukaryota; Viridiplantae; Streptophyta; Magnoliopsida; Ericales; Ebenaceae.
AUGGUGCUGGGCAAGGAGUCGGGAGAAAGCUCGGAUUUGCAUCGAAACGGUGGAGUCAAGAGGGCUCGACCAGGAGAUGUUAUCUCCUUUACGGACGACGACUUACCCAGGUGUCUAGUUUCUAAUGAUCCAUUGGUCAUCACGGCAAAGUUGGGAAAAUGGGAGCUUCGUCGGAUCCUCGUGGACCCGGGGAACUCCUCUGAGGUUUUAUAUCGACAGGCUUUCUUGGGCAUGGGAUACAAGAUGGAACAGUUGAAGCCAGCUCGGGUCCCUUUGAUUGGAUUUGAUGGGGAAGUGGUGUAUACAGACGGUAUGUUUCAGCUCUUGUUGACUCUUGGAAAGGGUUCUCGGUUUGCCCAGGUCAUGUUAGACAUUUUGGUAGCAGAGGUCCCCUCGGCCUACAAUAUGAUCCUAGGGAGAUCGGGGUUAAAUGCUCUACGGGCUGUGCCGAGUACUUACCACAUGGUGCUUAAGUUCCCUACUGCUGUGGGGGUUGGCGAAGUCAGAGGAGACCUAAGGUCCGCCCGGAAGUGCUCCAUGGCAUCCAUCAACACGGCUAGGGGUAUCAUGCAGGAGCAGUCUGGACCCCAUGAAGAUUCGGGACGAUGA